GUGUGAGUGUGUGAAUGUGUGUGUGAGUGUGUGAAUGUGUGUGUGUGCGUGUGUGUGCGCGCGAGGGCAAGUGGGGAGGAGGACGCAGCUCAGGACAACCCAGCUAGCAGGUCCCGGGGUCCAGGUGGAGACACGAGCCCUCGAUCGGCCGGCAGCGGGCGGGUGGUUCCCCGAGCCCCUCCCCCGCGCGUGCGCGCCCGGGCCCGCCCUCCCCGCAGCCUCUACUCCCGCGCGGCGGCGGCGGUUCCUUCCCCCUCCCCCAGCCCUGGCUCCGGGGGACCCCGCGAUGCCGGUCCGCACCGAGUGUCCCCCGCCGGCGGGUGCCUCAGCCACAUCCGCGGCCUCACUCAUCCCGCCGCCACCCAUCAACACCCAGCAGCCCGGCGUGGCCACCAGCCUGCUCUACAGCGGCUCCAAGUUCCGCGGCCACCAGAAGAGCAAGGGGAACUCGUACGACGUAGAGGUGGUGCUGCAGCACGUGGACACAGGUAACUCUUACCUUUGUGGGUACCUGAAGAUUAAAGGCCUUACAGAGGAAUAUCCAACCCUUACAACCUUCUUUGAAGGAGAAAUAAUAAGCAAAAAACACCCUUUCUUAACUCGCAAGUGGGACGCAGAUGAAGACGUCGAUCGGAAACACUGGGGCAAGUUUCUGGCUUUUUAUCAGUAUGCAAAAUCAUUUAAUUCAGAUGACUUCGAUUAUGAAGAACUGAAAAAUGGGGAUUAUGUCUUCAUGAGGUGGAAGGAGCAGUUCCUGGUCCCGGACCACACAAUCAAAGACAUCAGUGGUGCUUCCUUUGCUGGCUUCUAUUACAUCUGCUUUCAGAAGUCAGCAGCCUCCAUAGAGGGCUACUACUACCAUCGGAGUUCAGAGUGGUAUCAGUCCCUCAACCUGACCCAUGUUCCCGAACACAGCGCACCCAUCUAUGAGUUCCGAUGACAGUGGUUCAGAACAGCGGCCAAAUAAAACUGAACUUGGCAACAAAGAGCUUUGCCAAGGAAAUUAUGUACCUGCCAGAACCAGGAGAGGUGUGUUCCUGUUUCUUCAUGAGCAGAUUUCAUCAGAAAGCAUGAAUGUUAACAUACAGGACCCAAGGCACAUGGCCUACCUGCAGGCAGGCAGAGGGAGCUGUCCACCUCUUACCCUCCUUCCUCUCUGCGGCAUUGUGGUCACCAUCUGUUUCUGAGCAACCUUAAAUGCACUUUCCUUCCUGCACAGCUAACUUCUGCAUCACAGAAAUGCCAUCUGUCCUCAGCCUGCCUCUAGCCGAGUGGAAGGUCAGCUCCUGGGUCACCUCAGCCUUGGUGCUCAGUGGUCCCCACCCAGACCCUAUUCCUUCCCCAGUUGCUUGUUUGGUAGCCCAAGGAAAGGCAGAGCCUAGCAGCUUGUGCCCCAGAGCUCUGUGUGAGGAGAUGGCUGGGCCCAGCAUCUACCACCAAUGAAAUAGGAGGGGACCCUGGUGGGCCUCAUCAGCAUUUGAUUCCAGUUUGAAUGUUUUGUGGGGCUCUCCUGAGCCCUGUACUAUUAACAGUGCAAGACUCACACAUGGCUGUCGAGUUUCCUGGGCCUGCUGUCGGGGAUCACUAAAUUUAAGGCUUCCAGAUCCCUGGUGGGAGUAGAUUCCAAACUGCUUUCUUAGUAUGUUUGCUCCAAACUUCUGAACUUGAGGGCAAUACUAAAAUAAAAGAGUUUUUUAUUACAAAAUUAUUAUUUUUAUGGUACCUUUAACAAGGACCCUAUGGCAAAUGCACAAUUAUUCCGAAUUACAUUUUAUCGUUUUCACAUUGAAAACAACAAAUGUUGACUUAGUAAUUUUUAUAUCUAUGUCUAUAUGUAUAUUUAAUCAACCAGCAGUUUUAAAACAAGUCAUCUGGUACAAAAGUUUCUCAGCAUUGCAUAAAUUACAGUGCUAAACACAAGAACUGUUUCCGGGGCCAGUUGAGCAUUUGUGCCUCCUCCUUUUGCUACUCAGAACAUCAGUGUGUCAUGACAACUUUUUCCAAAGGCAGAAGGGUCUCCAUUCUCUGGAAAGGAUGACUGAAAUGUUAAGAUGGGGCGGGCAGGAAAGAUAAAUGCGCUCAAAUAACUCCAGGCUCAUGUGCCAAAGUGUGGGGGAGGGGAGUGUUUUGGUUUGGUUUGGUUUGGUUUGGUUUUUCUAAAUGUUUAAAAAGCUUGAUAGGUUGGCAUCAGUUGUAGUCCACAGAUAUGGUCAGGGCUUUGGGGGGAUUCUGGUGGUUUACAGGUUCAAACACAAGGGGAAAAAGCUUUAAAAUAAAUACAGCACUAGGGCCGAGAGUACAGCUGAUAGAGUAUUAGCUUGUCACAUAUGAGGACCUCACUUCCAUUCCCAGUGCUGGGAGAGGAACAGCAGGAGUAGCAGGGUGACUGUACUUGUUCUGUGCUGUAUGUUAUUAAUACUGACUUAGGGGAGCCUUAAAAGAGCAGAAGUGGGGAACAGAACCAGCAAAUACUAUGAUAUCUGUAGUCCUAAGACUGAGCAGAGUACAAUCUACCCAUUCAGUAAAGUCAGGGCUCACAAACCAUAAAAGUAAAUCCAAGGCUUAGGUAGAGAAAAUAAUUCACAUUCAUUGCUAAUGCUGAAUCACAUGGUUCCUGACCUUUGAAAAGUAAGCUGGAUGUGGUGAUGCACCAGCUACUCAAAAACUGAUUCCAGGAGGUAGGGUCAGUCUCAGGUGAACCUAGACUUCAUCUCCAAACAAAAGACAUCAAAAUUCAGCUGUGCAUCAAAUGGCUGGCUCUGCUGAGAAACACCCGACUGACACUCAUGGGACACCAUCAGUUAAGUGAGGGGCAACACUUAAGAAUGAAGGAGGCUGAGGGACUAUGCCCCUUUUGGGCUCUUUGAAGUCAGGUUCUCACUGUAACUCUGGUUGGCCUGGAACUCACCACGUAGACCAGGCUGACCUUGAACUCACAGAGAUCCACCUGACUGCUUGGAAUACUAGGGUUAAAGGUGUGCACCACCACACCCUGCUCCUUUUCCUUUCUUAGCUAGGGAAGUGCUCCAGUUGUACUUAGAAAAACGAGGGAAGGAUGCCUUUAGCAGCCUUCAGACCCACCUGAAGACCUGCUGCUUAAAAAUCUGCCCUGUGAAUUGGGCAGGAAUAAAUGUUUCACUCAGCAACGUCUACCUGAUGGAUAGUGACUUCCUUUUCUGUCCCUGAAGAACCUCUGGAGACUUGUCUCUAUCUGUAGCUCUUUCCCAGGCUGUCUUGGUGGUUUACAUGCCUCUGAUACCGUGUGCAAUAUCUUUGACUGACACUUGUAUCUUAACAUGAGAAAUAAGUGCAGACUGCAAAUUUCCUACUGUUCUCCAACAAGCCAGCCCCAGGCAGGGACUAGAGGUCUGGCCUUACCCUCCACACAGAAGGCUCCAGUGCUGCGGCCAGCCUUGGCCCUCCAUUCCCUGCUUUACCCUUCUACCCAUCCAUCCCUAAAGAUUGUCUAGCAUUUCAGCUGCAGUCCAAAAGUAAGUAGACAAUGCCUAAUAUUAAGUAGGAAGCCAGUCAGUGUGCUGGCUCUGUUAGCAGUGUUGAAAUCAGACUCCAGAGGAACAAAGGGGUUUGUUUCUCAAUGUCUUUUGCUUUCAGAAGCAGGGAAUUUAUAUUCUCUUAAGGCCUUGAAUGGAUUUUUUUUUCCUCAUAAAAUAGUCACUGAUAAGCUAAUUUUUAAAAAGAAAUGCCAUUAAGUAUGUUACAUUGUGGUUUAAAAUUACUAACAAGUUCUGGGAAAGAAAAAUACUUGAUUUUGAAUCUUAAAUGUUUUUUAAAAAUUAGAUUUGAAUGGGCGCAAAGUGUGAAUAUUUUGUUUCUUUAUGGAAGACCUGUGGAAAGGGUUUGAAAAUUUGCAAUGGGAGAAGUAUUUUACAGAGCUAUCAAUGUCUAAAUAAUUUUUAAAAAAAAUAAUAAAGGUAUUUAAGCAGUGUG
This is a messenger RNA of Phodopus roborovskii (desert hamster), 3948 nucleotides long. It is a transcript of the gene Gid4, whose product is annotated as GID complex subunit 4 homolog. The transcript has 6 exons. Lineage: Eukaryota; Metazoa; Chordata; Mammalia; Rodentia; Cricetidae. Gene Ontology annotation, cellular component: GID complex; extrinsic component of membrane. The coding region runs from base 35 to 940 and encodes 301 amino acids. The record is from RefSeq and is a predicted model, not a curated record. Gene Ontology annotation, biological process: negative regulation of gluconeogenesis; protein targeting to vacuole; protein catabolic process in the vacuole.